This is a messenger RNA of Colletotrichum acutatum, 1152 nucleotides long. RefSeq lists its product as uncharacterized. The transcript is spliced from 2 exons. The record is from RefSeq and is a predicted model, not a curated record. NCBI's taxonomy places the organism in Eukaryota, Fungi, Ascomycota, Sordariomycetes, Glomerellales, Glomerellaceae. The coding region runs from base 476 to 889 and encodes 137 amino acids.
UUGCUCUUUACUUUGCAUUUUCCAAAAGCUGACCUAUCACCUAGUCUAUGAUAGCCGCUCCUUCAUGACACAUUCGGUUCGAGAAAGCUUGACGACAUCCUUCACCGACAGUGGGCCAGGGUUAUCCCUAACUUCAAACGACACUAUCCUCCAUCCACGGCAACGGCCUUGGCCUUGUUUUAUCGAUUCGAUGUCGAAGCUCAGUACGAUGACCCACGUUCGGGAGGGCUCGAGAUAUUCUGGUCAUGGAUAGACAGGACGCCUAAGGUUGUCACGGUCCCACGAGCACACAUCAAGCUUGGUGUCACUGGCCAAACUAUAAAUAUGACGGGGACGCAUCGUCGUCCGACGACAACAAGCCGCUAUUUCGCUCAUCGUCAUUUCAACGCAAAUAUCUACAUCAUUUAUUGCCAAGUUCUCGUCUUCGAUUGCUACACCUGUUGCUCUCUUUUGCUUCAUCUUCAAGGAACCAGCUAUGUCAUCUUCUAUCCAAUACGGCACCGACGGCCGACUGUAUUACCAAGCAAGCGAUGGGCAAUGGUAUCCCUACACGGAAUCAUCCUACACAAAUGUAAACCAAGCUUCGACCCAGCAAUAUCAUCAAGCCCAAUAUGCCGAGCAACGCCCAAGCUAUCAUCAGCAUGAAGACAACACAGCAGAGGCUGGAAGCUUCCACGGAGACUACGCCGACGACGACGAACUCACUGCGGCUUCCUCAUCUACUCGAGGCGGAGGAAAGGAGACUGUCAAGUAUGUGAAGAAGCAAGAGAAAGAACGGAGACACCGGGAGGAACUACGAGAAGGCGGUCGAUCGACUCGGAAUAAGCAUAGGAGUAACACCAAGAAAAAGAUUGACGAGACCCUCAAGCCAUUUUACAACAGCAAGUAGGCGAUGGACAUCGACAUAGUACCACGUUGCUAAAGUGUACAAGCGGAUACGGCAGUUUCUGCUCUGGAAAUCUUGGGGUUUUAGACUUCUUGGUGUUCUCUUAGUCUUGUAUAGUACCUUGGAUGUGAUUUCCUCAUGUUUGUACAACUCUUCCCUUCACAUCAGUGCAUUUCAACUGUGCAGCAUAGCAUUACUGUCUUCUUUUUUGUAAUUCUAGUCAAUCCAGUGUAAACCUUUACUUAGAGCACUGCUCUUGAUUGGGA